AUGAGCGAAAAUCCGAAUCUCGCUGCGAGAUUGCUUUUGCUUACCUCAAUCCUUGUAUCAUGCGCGACAUGUGUACAGGGCGGGACAUACAAGAUCGCCGGGGUCUUCAGUGCCGAAACUGGUCAGGUGGAAUCUCGGGUGUUCUCUCGAGCGGUGGAUCGAGUGAACACCGACAAUCAGGAGUUCCCCGAGGUUCAAAUGCAAGCGAUUUCAAUAAUGUUGAAAGAAGGAGAGACGUGGCGAAAUUAUUUGGAACUAUGCAAGCAGUUCGAAAGUGGAGUGGUGGCGAUCGUCGGCGCGGAGUCUUCCGUGGAGGAUUCAUUGAUAUCGUCCGUUUCGUCCGCGGUAAGGAUACCACACAUAAGGACUGGUUUCAACAGAGAGCUCGAGGAUCCAGAUGAUCUAUCCCUAGCUCUUGCACCCUCCCCGUCGGAUCUCGCAGAAGUAGUGCGACAGCUGAUUCUCCACAUGGGGUGGAUUCAUAUAGUCUACAUAUACGAUACGAGUGCAGGGUUGCUGCGGAUGAACGAAUUGGAGGAAGAUCCGGAAUUCAAAGGACGGCGAUUGAUGCCCAUCGACCUCUCUGUCGAUUCGAAUCCUUGGGACAACAUCGUUAAACUUUCUAUUAGACAUGUCGUCGUCGAUAUUGAGAGCAAAUCAGUCCAUCAAGUUCUGAAGGAGAUUUCGAUGUCGGGGCUUUCUCAGGAGUAUUACAGCUUCAUCAUGCCCAACAGCGAUAUCAGAAUACCAGAGAAUUCAACCCAGCAAACAUUCUUCUUGGACGCUGAUGUCUACACAUUUUCCCUCGUCGAUCCCGAAAACAGGGAGAUGCAUUGGAUUUACCGGAUGCUGGAGAUGAACUCGACCGAAAACGAACCGAACCUUCCCUUCAUCUACGAUUCUGUUCUCCAAAUAGGCCAUACUUUGAACAACCUCUCACUGAUACACAGACCCAUCCAAGCAUCACAAGGGAGUUGUUCGAACGAAAAAGUUUUCGAGAAUGGAAGGAGGCUCUACGACAGUAUCAGAGAGUCGACCAAAUUCCAAGGAGUCACCGGCUUCAUUGAGUUCGACGACAAAGGCGUUCGCAAAGUGAAACACGUUCACGUGAAACUAUUGAAAGACGGGAAACUGACGAAGGUUGCAGAUUGGAAACCUCAAGAGGGACUGACCUUCAUCAAAGAGUUGGAUCCGAAGGGCGAACCAGACGAAGCACUAGAGCAAGACGAGGGUCUCAACAACAGAGUGCUCGUUGUCACGAGCAUUCAGACUCCUCCAUUUCUCAUGCGGGACGAUCGUCCACAUUUGAAAGGGAAUGAGCGAUAUUCGGGUUUCGUUGUCGAUCUCCUAGAGAAGCUGUCGAAGCUGCUAAAAUUCCAAUACUACAUCAAAGAAGUGGAAGAUAAUAAGUACGGAGCGUUCAAUGAAUCCACUGGAAGCUACAGCGGUCUCGUCGGCGAAAUCCUUCUGGGGAAAGCCGACAUCGCUGUGGCACCCUUCACGAUAAACAGGGAGCGUUUCGCUUCGCUCGACUUCAGUUUCCCGUUUCUGGAGGCCGGCAUCGGCUUACUCGCGAGACGUGAGGUCGAUGCUUUGUCGCACAGUUUCCUGAGCCCUUUCACCUUCUGGAUGUGGUCAGCACUCUUCUGUACCAUGUGUUCGGCUACGUUCGUGAUCACUUUCAUUGCACGUUUAUCGCCCCGUGAAUGGUCAUCGGUGUCGGAGACCGCUAUCGAGACGAGCUUCACGAUAGGAAAUUGUUUUUGGUACCUCUACUCAACAAUCAUGUUCCAACGUUUUCAAUUGAAGCCUAGUUCCCCAGCCGUCGUCGUGGCAUUCUUCGCCUGGUUCAUUUUCUGCCUAGCUGUCAUGGUUUCUUAUGGUACCGUGCUGGGUGACUUCAUCAUCAAAUACAAUGAGAAGCCGAUUCUGUCGAGAAUAGAUGACCUCCGUUCAGAAAGCAAUCGAGUGAAGUUCAGUGCCAUACAGUCAGGUUCUACGAUGAAAUUCUUCGAGGAAACCGAGUAUCCCAACUAUAAGCAGAUCUACGCAAAACUGGACAAGGAAGCCGCGGUGCGGAAUCUGAGCGAAGCUAUGGAGCGCAUUAAAAGCGAGGAUUUCGCCUUGUUUCUCGAGACGCCGUACAUCGAGUAUUUCGUCGGCAGAGACUGCUCUCUGCAACAGGUUGAAGGCACCGUCGGCAGCGUCAGCUAUGGGAUAGCCAUGUCAAGGGGCUCCACAUUGACUAAGUACUUAUCGGCUGGAGUUCUGAGUCUCCGGCGAGAAGGUGCUUUACAGGCGUUGAGAGCGAAGUGGUGGAACGAGCACCACGCCGGAAAGCACUGCCCGAAUCAUCACCUCAUUGUUCGGCCUACGCCUUUUACCGUGAGAUUCGGGCGAGUGAAUAUGCUCUUCGUGUUCCUCCUCAGUGGGCUCAUUGUCUCGGUCGCCAUCACACUCUACAAUUAUGUGCGGAAACAAAUGUCCAACGAGGAUAAAAGCGACUUUCGUUUCUUCGUUCCGACUCUAUUGAAAGAGAUCCAGAAUUUGUUCCUGCCUAAGAAGCCAGAACCUGCAAAUCCGUCUCCUGAACCUGUCGAGACGUGACAAGGAUCAGACUCCCUGCUCAAUGAGCCUCCGAAUUCCUUUUCGGAUUUUCGCCAGUCCCUUGGGCGCACCAAGCAUGCCUGACAUCACAGAGGAUCAGUUUGCUGUUGAAGAGGAUUCUCUUUCUUCAUCAUAUUCGCUCGCUUCGAACCGCUUCUCAUUGUCAGACCUCAUUUUCUCGAGGAUAAAGUAAUA
This is a messenger RNA of Galendromus occidentalis (western predatory mite), 2802 nucleotides long. RefSeq names its product glutamate receptor ionotropic, kainate 2. Gene Ontology annotation, cellular component: membrane. The record is from RefSeq and is a predicted model, not a curated record. Bases 1 to 2607 code for a protein of 868 amino acids. The transcript is spliced from 17 exons. Gene Ontology annotation, molecular function: ligand-gated monoatomic ion channel activity. NCBI's taxonomy places the organism in Eukaryota, Metazoa, Arthropoda, Arachnida, Mesostigmata, Phytoseiidae.